AUGAAGUCCGCUGCCGCCCUUCUUCUCCUCGGGGCAUUGUCCCCCUUUGUCUCAGCUGACGGCCUCAACGUCCGCGCCAAGGCCGCCGGCAAGAAGUAUUUCGGCACCGAGCUCUCCGCCACGGUUCAGAAUGACGCCUCCGCCAACGCCAUCGCCUCCAACCCGGACGACUUUGGGCAGUACACCCCGGAGAACGAGAUGAAGUUCGACGCCACCGAGCCUCAGCGCAACACAUUCUCCUAUGGCGCCGCCGACCGCAUCGUCGCCCAGGCUGACUCCCACGGUAUGAUCAUGCGCUGCCACGCCCUCGUCUGGCACCAGCAGGUGCCCGGGUGGGUCAGCAACGGCAACUUCGACAAGAACACCCUGAUCUCGAUCAUGGAGAACCACAUCGCCAACGUGGUGGGCCACUUCAAGGGCAAGUGCUACGCCUGGGACGUCGUCAACGAGGCGCUCAACGAGGACGGCUCGUACCGGACCUCGGACUCGGUAUGGGGCCGCACCAUCGGCGCGCAGACCUUCAUCCCGCUCGCCUUUGCGGCCGCGGCCAAGGCCGACCCGGGCGCCAAGCUCUACUACAACGACUACAACAUCGAGAAGCCCGGCGCCAAGUCCACGGGCGCCGUCAACCUCGUCAAGAUGGUAAAGCAGGCCGGGUCGCCGAUCCACGGCGUCGGCAUCCAGGGCCACUUCACCGUGGGCCAGGUCGGCGGUGCCAGCACCCUCGUGCAGAACCUGCAGCAGUUCACCGCCCUGGGCGUCGAGGUCGCCUACACGGAGCUCGACAUGCGCACCCCGGCGUCGUCGCCCAACCUGCAGCAGCAGGCGACCGACUUCGCGACCGUGGUGUCGGCGUGCAAGCAGGUCGACGCCUGCGUCGGCAUCACGACCUGGGGCUUCACGGACAGGUACACGUGGAUCAGCGACUCGGCGCCGCUCAUCUGGGACAAGAACCUGCAGAAGAAGCCUGCUUACAACGCCAUCCUGUCGGCGUGGGGCUCUGGAGGAGGCGGUGGCGGCGGUGGCAGCACGCCCACGACGACGAGCGCGCCUCCCUCGCAGAGUACACAGCCUGGCGGUGGCGGUGGCGGCGGCGGAGGAUGCACGGCUGCGCACUGGGCUCAGUGCGGCGGGAACGGAUACACCGGGUGCACAACCUGCGCGAGCCCUUAUACGUGCCAGUAUGGAAACGACUGGUACUCGCAAUGCCUGUAA
This is a messenger RNA of Thyridium curvatum, 1215 nucleotides long. RefSeq lists its product as uncharacterized. NCBI's taxonomy places the organism in Eukaryota, Fungi, Ascomycota, Sordariomycetes, Thyridiales, Thyridiaceae. The record is from RefSeq and is a predicted model, not a curated record. Gene Ontology annotation, biological process: carbohydrate metabolic process. The transcript has a single exon. Gene Ontology annotation, cellular component: extracellular region. Bases 1 to 1215 code for a protein of 404 amino acids. Gene Ontology annotation, molecular function: cellulose binding; hydrolase activity, hydrolyzing O-glycosyl compounds.